This is a messenger RNA of Ctenocephalides felis (cat flea), 381 nucleotides long. RefSeq names its product protein-glucosylgalactosylhydroxylysine glucosidase-like. Gene Ontology annotation, biological process: carbohydrate metabolic process. The transcript has 3 exons. Gene Ontology annotation, molecular function: catalytic activity. Bases 1 to 381 code for a protein of 126 amino acids. Lineage: Eukaryota; Metazoa; Arthropoda; Insecta; Siphonaptera; Pulicidae. The record is from RefSeq and is a predicted model, not a curated record.
AUGGAGUUCUUCGGGUUGAGCCCUGGAAGUUUGGCGAGAGGAAGUGAAGUUUUGGAUUAUGAAGGUCAUAAUUUCUGGGAUACAGAAAUUUGGAUGUUCCCAGUAAUUUUACUGCUGCGACCGGAUUUAGCUGAAAUUUUGCUGCAAUAUCGAGCUUCAAAAAAAAUUGCUGCCAAAGAUUUGGCUGCGGAAAUCGGUUGCCGCGGUAUUAGGUUUCCCUGGGAAAGUGCCUUUACAGGCUACGAAACAACACAACCCUGUUGCCCAGAAGUUGCCAAAUAUCAACAUCAUAUCACCGCAGACGUUUCUUUUGCCAUCAGGCAAUACUUGGCAGUUAAAGGACCAGAAGAUCCUUGGAUACAAGAUAAAGUAAAUAAAUAA